AUGGAAUCAAAUCCUGGUGAUAUUCAUGUCAAAGAAGAGGCUCAGCUGCGAUCAUCGCAGCAACAAGUGACUAACAACGGUAAUAUUUCAUUUGACGCAAUAGGAGGGCCGAUAGUCCCUGCACAACUUUCGGCCAUUCAUCAUCACGAAGGGAAGAAAUCUGGUACAGACUUCGUUAAAAAGCUCUUUCAAAUGCUCGAAGAAAACACCUUUGGAGAGAUAGUACGGUGGUCAGAUACAGGAAAUUCGUUCAUCAUUACAGAUACAAAUGAAUUCACUAAGAAGGUGCUCCCCAGUUACUUCAAGCACAGCAACUUUGCCAGUUUUGUUAGGCAGUUAAACAAAUAUGAUUUCCACAAAGUGAAGCUUUCUCAUGAUAUUAAGCAGCGAUAUAAGCUGGAGAAUAUAUGGGAGUUUAAACAUCCCGAAUUCUCUGAGCAUAAUCGGUCUGCUCUUGACAGCAUCAAAAGGAAAGCCCCUGCAAAGAGAGAUGCCGAGGGAAGCCUUGUGAUGACUUCUCCGACAAAUUUUGUGUCAAUUAAUCAGUUUAGAACGCUGCAAGAUCGUAUGGACUUCCUUGAAAGAGACAACCAGCAGUUGCACGUGGAGGUCCAGAAGUUGCAUGGCGAUCUGGCGUCUCUCCAUGGCAAGUAUAACAGUCUGGUAACGACAUUACUCACCUCAAGGACUGUGAACGAGUCGUUUUCCAGCGCCAUUUCUAUUUUGGCAAAGUCUCUGUCUCAGAUAGGCGUUGACAUUCCUCGUAUCGAUCUUCCUUUUGCUCCCCUUUCACAGUCACAGGCAAGAUCUCCCAUCUCGGCGUCUCCUAUUAUCGCCAGCUCGAACAAUUCUGGUAACAUCAGUCCUCGACAGGUCUCACAGGUCCCACAGGUUCCACGGGUGCCACGUGUGCGGCUACCACAUGUCCAGCAGGUACCACAUGUCCCGCAGGUACCACAUGUCCCGCAGGUACCACAGGUACCGCAGGUCUCACAGGUCUCACAGGUCUCACAGGUCUCACAGGUCUCACAAGUCUCACAAGUCACACAGAUAUCUCAAAUUGCACUACAGCAACAACCGGGAUCAAGACUUCAGCCUAGCUUGAUCGCAGGUACAACCCCAGGCCAGGCUAUGACUACUUUAUCUCCUCAAAAACGGCAGGAAAGAAUUCUUGCCCGUCCAAAAGGAUCGACAUUACACGUUUUAUUGGUAGAAGAUGAUGAUGUUUGCGUUCAGUUAUGCAAAAAGUUCCUCAUGAAGUAUGGAUGUACGGUAGUUGUGGUGAAGGAUGGAUUGGCUGCAAUCAGUGCGGUCGAAAAGGUGAAGUUUGACCUUGUGUUGAUGGAUAUAGUUAUGCCCAACUUAGAUGGAGCUUCUGCCACCUCUGUUAUACGUUCGUUCGAUAGUGACACACCAAUUAUCGCCAUGACCGGCAACUAUCAAAAAGAGGACCUAAUGACAUAUUUGGCGCAUGGAAUGACGGACAUCUUGGCGAAACCGUUUACAAAACUUGAUCUAUAUAUGAUUCUUGAAAAGCAUCAGAUGGGGAAUAACUUUAAGAGGCCAAGCCAUGACUCUGAUGUGCUUUUAUCAGGAGGAACUGUGAAAAUGUCUACUAGUGGAGAAACAUCUGGGGCCAGUACAGGUCCUAGUGGAGAUGUUACUUCUACGCGGCAGGAUUCUAACGCUACAACGGCUCCUCCGCCUGGUGUGAUUGUGGAUUCACCUACCACGGCGGAAUUGAUGUCUGCUGGACUAGUUGAUUCUACUCCGCAAAAGAAGCAGUCCGGCCCUCAGCAGCCUCAAGAAUCUCGACUAGAACAACAGCCUGUUCCUAUAGUCCCUGAAGACGUGUCUGUGAAUAUUCUGGAACCAGAUUUGAUCAAUGGUAUUGGGGCGCCAGAGAAUCCUGAUACUGAUGAUUCUUACGAAAGUCCUAUGAAAAGGCCUCGAUACGCUUAA
Brettanomyces nanus is the source of this 1962-nucleotide messenger RNA. RefSeq lists its product as uncharacterized. The transcript has a single exon. The record is from RefSeq and is a predicted model, not a curated record. Gene Ontology annotation, biological process: phosphorelay signal transduction system; regulation of DNA-templated transcription. Gene Ontology annotation, molecular function: sequence-specific DNA binding; phosphorelay response regulator activity; DNA-binding transcription factor activity. Lineage: Eukaryota; Fungi; Ascomycota; Pichiomycetes; Pichiales; Pichiaceae. Bases 1 to 1962 code for a protein of 653 amino acids.